AUGAAUACCUAUCACUCGUGGAAUGAGGAAGCGAGCUCGUUUGCUCAGAUGGAUUUGAGCGGCAAACUAAUUAUAAAGGCGCAGCUGGGCGACGACAUACGCCGCAUUCCAAUCCACAACGAAGACAUCACGUACGACGAGCUAAUACUGAUGAUGCAGCGAGUGUUCCGAGGCAAGCUUACCAGUAACGACGAGGUCACGGUCAAGUACAAGGAUGAAGAUGGUGACCUUAUUACCAUUUUCGACAGCUCAGACUUGUCUUUUGCGAUUCAGUGCAGCCGGAUACUGAAGCUAACAAUAUUCGUGAACCAGCAACCAGUUCCAUUGGAGCCAGACGAAAUUAAGCACCUCAGGAAAGAGCUGCAGGAAAUUAGGAAUGUUGUAAACCGCCUGUUGGACAGAUUCGAGCCCCGUCAUUUUGUCUCCAACAGUUCAGAGCCAGAAGACAGUGCUGGAACUGCUCAACUGAAGGCCGCAAAUGCUGUUGCACCAAAGGAGUUUGACCCCCUCGCUUCCAAACAGGCGUCUGGUGAUGAGCCCAGUGCACAGAUGAAACCUAAAGGGCAUCCUCCUCCACAGCAGCAGCAGCCACAGCCUCUCGCGCAACAGCACCCGCAGGUUCCCCCUGGAGGCUACACAGGUGCACCAUUGCCGACAGCCAGGCCCGGUCCCACCCCCACUCCUGGGAUGCCCGGCCAGCCUGCCCAGGGGCCGUACGUUCAGCCUGCAUACCCCCAGACAUCGGUUGCUCAGAGCAUGCCCCACGGUCAGCAGUUCCCGCCGGGUGCCACCCCAACCGGGGCACAGGGACCGCCACAGCAGGGUCCUCCCCAGGGUAUUCCCCAGGGUCCACCACCACAGCCCGGGCAGCCGCAGCCUCCAUAUGGGGGUGCCCCGCCCGUGUCGCAGGCCUACCCAGGCUAUCCGCCUCAUGCUGUGCCCUCCUCUCAAGCUGGCGCCUACCACUCAAACCCCAGCCCAACUCCAACCAGUGCCGGCAAUCCUUAUGCCAGGGGAGGGUCCCUCCCCACUUCCUAUCCACGGCCAGCACCGGCCUAUCCCCAGGGGUACCAGUAACAUGGAGCCAAGUGAUGGCUACAGUUUUUCUCGCUCUCUCUGUUUUUUCUUGUAAGUUGAGAAAAGAGGAGUCUGGAGAGUUGCGGUAGCCACCAAAGGAGCGAGUUUUGCACCCCACCUGUACUGAAGCAGUGGUAGGUGGAAGUGCUGGCGAAAUGGAAGUUGUUUAUUCCAUGUGCAAAUCAAUUCGUGGACCACUAGUUUGAAUCUAAGGCGCUUUUACCGCAGAAUCUGUAAAGCAACCACAAAUGCAAGAUCGUUCAAGAUGUGUGGCCCAGAACGCCGAGGCCACUAAAUGUACGGGAAGAUAACUUUUGCUAUUCGCGAUUUUUCGUAGAAUUUUUUUUUGUUGAGGCAGUUCAGCGGGAGAUUGAGCACAUCAACUCCCUCAGUUUUAUGGAGCUCAGAUUAAGAACAGAUUGUCCUGGCUCCUAUAAUUUUCUCAUUAAAUGCACAGUUGAGAAAAUGUAAAGUUUUUAUAAGGGAAGUGUACUACUGCUGUGCUAAAUGUAAUAACUUGUAACUAUAGCCAACCCUGCGCACCGUUGGGCUUGUAAAGACAGGAAGCUGAUUUGCGUAGGGAAAUAUGAUGAACUGAAGAUCAAGGCUUUCGACAUUUCAAAGAUCAAAGGUUUUCCAGCCUGGUGCUUUUAUGUAUUCGAGUAUUUGUGAAACGCGUGACGAGAUACUGAGGCUUCUGUUGGAGCCUUCCAGAGCCGAAUUUAUUGUGCGAUAAUGUCGGGCUCUACAUUUGGCAGCACCAUUGCGUCUAAUGUAAGCAGUGCACACACAUUUAAUGUUUCAGUAGUCGCCUUAAUGUCAAGAGGCUGCCUUACUGUAUAGCCAUGCUGCCUAAAUUGAGUCCAUGGAAUUUACCAUACUCGGCACGUGCGAAACAAUGGAUUCAGGCUUGGAGUGUAUCGUAGUGCAGCUCUUCUCUGAGCAAUGUUUCUGUCUUUCGUGAUCUUUGUGUUUCGCUAAGUUUUCUACUGUACUAUUUGCUGCAAGCCACUAAAGAACUUGUUUUUACUAUACUAUUGUUUCUUUGCAUUGUGCUCAUUUCUGGUCGUUAGUUUUGGCGUUGAGAAGAAUCGAAUCAAAUAUAUAUGUCUGGUUUGCCGAGUGUCUUGCUUGCUGCGAGAAAAAGGUACACAUUAGAAAUUCAGUUCCUGGGUCUAGGAGAAGCUAGCAUGUAUGGCAUGGCUAACGUUUUAGUGCCUGUUCGUGCUGCUAUUUUUCAUAUUUCGCUCCCUGCAGCUGCAGAUUGCAGCAAUAAGUUGUUCAUAAAAAAAAAAAAAAAUCCCAGAAUUUGUGGUGCCUUUGAAUAUGGCAUCAUAAAUACUGGUACAUGGAAUGCUUGGGGCAUAGCUUAGAUGUAGCAUUUUUGUUGUUUGUGCUUGCGCUAACUUCAGUAGGGUUUUAGUCACCUUUUCAUGCAGAAAUAUAAAAAGUAAAAGUAGGUUUUUCUAAUAAGUUGAUCAGGGUUGUGCCCACAACUUUUGUGAAUGCAUAUCCGGUGUGUAAUAUCGGGUAGCAGCAACGAAGGUACAGGUACAUCGUGUAGAAUUCUGUUUGCUGCAAAGCAUACUUUGCAAUUCUACUUGCCAGCUAACUUGCAAUAACUGAGUUUCUGCUCAUAACUGAUCUUGCUUAUAGUCUUUCACAUUCCACACUCUGUUAUGCUUGGCCUUUGUACAUAACUUGGUGACCAUGAUUAGGUCUAUUAGGUUUGGUUUUGCGUAACUUCUAUGCGCCAUUCCUUGUUCACAAUCAACCAGCAAGUAGUAUUUGGGCAUUGAGGUAAGAGUUUAUUGCAACAACCAUGCGAGCGCUUUGUGGUACUGUGAUGGCUUCUGCAUGGUGUACACAUUUUUAUGUGGAAUAAACAUGGACUACUAGAAA
Messenger RNA from Dermacentor silvarum, 2979 nucleotides. RefSeq names its product protein TFG-like. Gene Ontology annotation, biological process: COPII vesicle coat assembly; endoplasmic reticulum to Golgi vesicle-mediated transport. Gene Ontology annotation, molecular function: identical protein binding. NCBI's taxonomy places the organism in Eukaryota, Metazoa, Arthropoda, Arachnida, Ixodida, Ixodidae. Gene Ontology annotation, cellular component: endoplasmic reticulum exit site. The record is from RefSeq and is a predicted model, not a curated record.